Messenger RNA from Ceratina calcarata, 681 nucleotides. Its product is annotated as cytochrome b5. Gene Ontology annotation, cellular component: intracellular membrane-bounded organelle; membrane. The transcript has 4 exons. Bases 121 to 486 code for a protein of 121 amino acids. Gene Ontology annotation, molecular function: heme binding. The record is from RefSeq and is a predicted model, not a curated record. Lineage: Eukaryota; Metazoa; Arthropoda; Insecta; Hymenoptera; Apidae.
CCAUUCAAUAUUAGACAUCGUCUCCUUUCGUGUCCAGUCGACGCUCGAGUUCGCCACGAGUCGGAUCGAUUUCGAUCCGGAAAACUGUGAACUCGCGGUCGCGAUUUGUGAUAUUGAAAAAUGGGCGAAUUGACGAGGUAUUCGUUGAAGGAAGUGGCGCGACAGAAUGGAAGAGACGGUGCGAAGUGCUGGCUGGUGAUUCAGGAUUUCGUGUACGACGUGACCACUUACAUGAAACACCAUCCCGGAGGAUCCGAUCUGCUCGAAGAGUACGCGGGACAGGACGCGACGCGUGGUUUCAAAGAUUUCGGACACUCUUCCGACGCGAAGAAGAAGUUGAAAGAAUUUCUGAUCGGCGAAUUGAUAGAGGAAGAUAAAAUUGACAAUCGGAAGAAGAAACGAGGGAACGUCCAAACGAACGAGGCCGUGGCGACUAAAAAUGGCAAGAGAAGAUUCUUGUCGAGACUCUGCGGGAAUUGCGCGUGACGAGCGUGGGGAGAAGAUUCGAAUCGAUUCGUAGUCGAUUUAAUUUAUUAUACCUUUUAUACGAUCGUUGUACAUACACGACAAUGGGAUAUAGGAUAAGUAUCGAUGCGAUCGAUCGCGUAUAAGAUUUAAAAAAUAUGAAGGCUGAUCAGAUCGGUGCGCUAAGCGUUAGAUAAAAAACAUGAAUCUUGUGAA